This is a messenger RNA of Dreissena polymorpha, 2146 nucleotides long. RefSeq lists its product as uncharacterized. The record is from RefSeq and is a predicted model, not a curated record. The transcript has 2 exons. The coding region runs from base 419 to 1987 and encodes 522 amino acids. Gene Ontology annotation, molecular function: nucleic acid binding; zinc ion binding. Lineage: Eukaryota; Metazoa; Mollusca; Bivalvia; Myida; Dreissenidae.
GGAAAGUAGAUUUCCACUAAUAGUUGGUGCGUUGUAACCCCACAGUUGGAUUGGCUCGUACUUUAUCCCAGGAUUGAUGUUAUUCUGGGUAGUCAAGCUGUUGUCCUCGCAGAGGUUGGACGUGCCUACUAACGAAGAGUAAUUCGUGUCGCAUUUAUGCAAUAUCGGAACUUGGACGAGUCCAUUGUUGACAGUGGGCGGGGAAGUAUAAAAGAAAGUGUGACCUACGCAGCUUGGCUACCGUCCCUUGUUGUAAGUAUAUUUCAAAUGUAUUUAUAAAAAAUACUCUUGAUUAUGACAACUAGUGCAGCCCAUAUCUUGUGUAUUUAAAUUUACACAUAUUGGAGGAAACAUCUUCAUAUUUAUUUUAGUUGUAUUUGUCAUCGAAUACUUCUGGAUUAAAUAGUUUCUUGCCAACAUGGCCUGUAUAAAGCAGCCUGUUAAUUGUUUGACAGAAGAAGAAUUAAGAUCAAUCCCGGGUAUUAGCAGUAGACUGGCAUCGACUAUUGUUGAUGUCAGAAACAGGUUUGGAAACUUAACGGCAGAAUCGUUCCAAACAUUGACGCGUCAAUCACUUUCAGAAAGUCUGACACAGUUGUUAGAUUUUACACCCAACAGGCAGCUGGGGAAAGAUCGAUCCCAACAAUCGCCUAAUAUAACGUUAGGCGCUAUUCCUAAGAAAAUUAUGGGCCCCAUACCAGAAUCACCUAAAGUCGAGAAACAAGCGGAUGGUGAUGCCUCAGAGAAGUUGGUUUCAGAAAUAGCACAGUGGGAAGACGUCCAGGAGGUCCUAUCGACUGCUAAAAAACUAGUUGCAGCCAAAAAACAAGGUGACUGCAGCGCAUUUAGCGAGUUUUUAACAAAUGCGCAACAACAACUGCACUUUGUUAAAGACAAUCUUCGCCGCCGUGAGGAUAGCGACGAUGAUUUGGAAUCCUCAUCCGGAAUUCCAAAGAGAAAGAAUGCACGAGAUAAGGUGUACAGGAAGAAGGUUACACACCACACUGUCACAGGAAGGGGUGUGUCAUCAGAAGAGGAGGAUCAACCGAUUCUUCACAGAACGAGUAGUGCUAUUGCCUACUCAAACAAUCUGCCAGCUAGUAAGCUACCUCAACCAGUACUUGGCAGCGACGGGACUCCGUUUCAAAGAGGGCAGCCAUUUUCAAGAUCGGCUUUGCGGGAUAUUCCCAAGAAUCUGGUGUAUGAUGGCAAAUCACGGUGGCAAUCAUUUCACAUGAAGUUCGAGCAGUACGCACGGUCUUUUGGGUGGACUGCAGAAGAAUGCAAGAUGUGCCUAUUGCACUGUCUGUCAGGGACAGCACUGGAUUAUUGCGCCCGAAUAAUGAAAAGAAAUCCUGAAGUGCCAUAUAGAAUUUUGUUAAAUAAGCUGGAAGGGAGGUUUGGCGCUGAGCUUGCGGAAUCUGCUCAAGCUAAAUUUGCCACAGAGAUACAAAAGAAAGGCGAAACAAUGGAGGACUGGGGAGAUCGAGUACAAGCCCUUGCUUCUGAAGCUUUCCGUGACUUACCGGAAUCCUUCUGUAAUCAGCAAGCCAUUGAUAGAUUUUGUCAAGGCUUAAUAGAUAUUGAUGCUGGACAUAACACUUUUAUGAAAAGACAUCAUACUAUUGAAGCCGCCAUGAAUGAUAUUAGGCUGUUUCAGCACUCUAAGGGUGCUAUGUUAGGUUGUCGUACUAAAGUUACACAAACAGCUAUAGACUAUAAUGACACAAAUGCUUACAUAUGUUCUGUACAAUCACAUUCAGACAAAGAAUCUAUCACUGACUUAAGCACAUUGCAGAAAGAAUUAAUUAAAAUAAAAGAACAACUCAAUGAAUUAGCUGUAGGUCAAAAAAGAAGGCCAUGGAGAAACAACAGGACACCAUCUAGGUUGAAUGAACGGAAAUGCUUUGCAUGUGAUGAAACGGGUCAUUUUGUUUCAAAUUGUCCUUAUAAACAGGAGAUUUUAAACUUAAAAGGGUCCAGUUAGAGAGCCAAGGCUGGUCCCAGGUCGAAGUAGGCUCAAAUAACUUGAUAGAUUACUGUAACCUGUAUAGUACUGAUGAGAAAGGCUGCAAAGCAUUUUUGGUCAGUGCAAGUGGUAAACAGCCACGGUCCUUUAAGGAGGAUGACGUGGGUUUACAAAGUA